This is a messenger RNA of Phialemonium atrogriseum, 465 nucleotides long. RefSeq lists its product as uncharacterized. NCBI's taxonomy places the organism in Eukaryota, Fungi, Ascomycota, Sordariomycetes, Cephalothecales, Cephalothecaceae. The record is from RefSeq and is a predicted model, not a curated record. The coding region runs from base 1 to 465 and encodes 154 amino acids. The transcript has a single exon.
AUGCCUCCGGCCCCGCCAAACUCCCCCCCCCUCCCCUUUGCCCCCCUCCUCCUAUUAUUCCUCCUAGGCCUCUCCCUCCUCGCCCAACCAGCAACGGCAGCCCCGCACACAGACAACAGCACCGCCUCAGCAGGAGUCGAGCCCCGCGACGGCGACGGACGACGCACCCCCGGCUCGGACUGCGCCGGCUCGGAGGGCCUGUGGGACUGCAUGACGGACUCGUGGCAGCGGUGCGCGUCGGGCCGGUGGAGCGAGGUCAUGCAGUGCGCGGCGGGGACGGAGUGCGCGCCGGCCGGGCAGAGCUACGAAUUCGAGGUGCGGUACGCGGGGGGCGGGGGUGGUGGGGGUGUCAGCGGUGGGUCUUCCGGGGUGGUGGGGAGAGGGUCUGGGAUGGGGUCUGCGGCUGGAUGGGGGGUUGGGCUGGCCUUUGGGGUUGGGGUGUUGCUGGCUGGUUGGGGGCUGUGA